AAGUUCUGUAGCCAGUUCUGCUCACCUCCUGAAGGCCCGAAGUUCAGCGGGCGGGAAACGCUUGCCAAGAGCUUUCCUGGCAUCUCCAGCUCGAGGAUCUUGCCUCCCUGGGCUGGGAAAAUCUCUCCUCUGCCGGAAGAGUCCAGAUAUCCCGAAAUAAGAUCGAUGACUCCACGUUUUGAACAGGGACAUUCUCUGUUUUUUUUACCUUUUCUUCUUUUUCACCUUAGAGCGGGAGCCAGAAGCAUCUUCCAAGCAUAUGAACUUUCUAGUCUCUGUGGACUAAACUAACUCAUGCCCAGAGAUGGCUCAAAGGAACUUUUCUUGCCAUUCUCUUCUGAGAAAUGAAAGCUGCUUUGCACAUCAAGGAGAGCCUUUGAACUUGUUUGGAACAGCAUUUCAGUGCGGAAACAAAAUGGGCUCACAAUACAAAGCAGUGAAAGAAGGAAAUGGUCCCCACAUUCUCCUGGUGGAUACUGGUGAGAAAUUCUGGGAAGGAACCCGACAGAAUAUCCUGGAAGGAGAAAGCACCAGUUUAGUGGUACAACAUCGUCAUUCCAGGGAGUUCUGCUACCAGGAGGCUGAGGGACCCCGAGAAGUUUGCAGCCGACUCCACCGCCUUUACCAUCAGUGGCUGAAGCCAGAGAAGCACACAAAAGCUGAGAUGCUGGACCUGGUGGUCCUGGAGCAGUUCCUGGCCAUCCUGCCCCCAGAGAUGGAGAGCUGGGUGCGGGAGUGCGGAGCUGAGACCAGUUCCCAGGCGGUGGCCCUGGCCGAAGGUUUCCUCCUGAGCCAGGCAGAGGAGAAGGAGCAGGGAGAGAUGCAGGAUCAGGAGCCCUACAUGCCAGAGGUUGCUGAAACCCCCAAAGCACAGGGGUAUAUGGCAUAUCCCUCUCAGGAGCUGAUCUUUGGGGAGAUCUCCCACAAGGAUCAAAACACACCAUCAGAGAAUGGAAAAACAUUGAUGGUAUCUGUAGGAACUUAUCUUCAUUGUAGUGGAGAAGAAACAUCAGUUGUGCUUUCGACUCAGGUAGACGAAAAAUUCCUCCACCUACCCAACGGGGAAAUGUCAUUUAUUCAAGGAGCAUCCUAGUCUGUCCAAACUCCUCUCCAGAGCCUGUUCCUUGCAUUUUAUUACCUCUUAUCCAGUUUUCAGAGGCUAAGUAUUUUCCUGGUAAUUUUCCUUGUCAUCCACCAAUUGAUAGUAUUACUUGCUUCUUCCUGGAGGACUUUCCUAACAACUUCAUGUAGUUAGUGAAUCACUACUGUGUUGAUCCCUGAGGGACAACAUGAGGCACCAGUUAGAGUACCUGACACAAGUCUCCCAACACUGUUUUGAGGAGGCUACUUUCCAGGAAGGUCUGGAGUCCCUGUUCAAUGGUGCAUCCAAGGCACAUUCCAUCAGUUGAUCAGAAGAACACCGUGGAGUCUACCAUCGAGUGUUUUUGAAGAUCCUACAGAAUCAGCAAAAUUAAUAAAAUAUUGUACAAAAUGUGUUAUUGGUCAGUUUCUUCUGGGAAAAUACUCAUGUAUUCCAAAGGAAAAUUCUGCUGUUGGAAUUUAUAUAUUUAUAUCUGUUUAUUAAGAAAGAGAACUUGCAAAAACUUCUGGAGCUGUUCAUUAGUAAGA
Molecule: messenger RNA, 1629 nt
Organism: Python bivittatus (Burmese python)
Lineage: Eukaryota; Metazoa; Chordata; Lepidosauria; Squamata; Pythonidae
Biological process (GO): regulation of transcription by RNA polymerase II
Molecular function (GO): DNA-binding transcription factor activity, RNA polymerase II-specific; RNA polymerase II cis-regulatory region sequence-specific DNA binding
Source: RefSeq, a predicted model, not a curated record